Molecule: messenger RNA, 1353 nt
Organism: Ipomoea nil (Japanese morning glory)
Lineage: Eukaryota; Viridiplantae; Streptophyta; Magnoliopsida; Solanales; Convolvulaceae
Product: histone-lysine N-methyltransferase ATXR6-like
Exons: 6
Coding region: 67-1140 (357 amino acids)
Molecular function (GO): protein binding
Source: RefSeq, a predicted model, not a curated record
ACCCCGCACCACCAGCCUCGUCGACACUCCGAGUAUCGAAUCUCGCGUAUCUCAGUAUCUGCAACAAUGGCGUCUUCAACAACGUCAAAAGUCGUGCUUAGGAAAAGAACCCAACGUUCAAAGCGGCUGUCUUUGAAAUCCUCGCCGCGUAAACCACCCAAACCCGGCCCAAACGACGGCGAUUACUCCGACGUGUGCUGCGAGGAAUGCGGCUCCGGCGAGCGCGAAGAUGAGCUGCUGCUUUGCGAUAAAUGCGAUCGUGGGUUUCACCUGUUCUGCCUCAGGCCCGCUAUCACGUCAGUGCCCGAGGGCUCUUGGAUAUGCGCUUCUUGCUCCAACAUCAAGAAUGUCGCCAAAUUUCCCCUCAUCCAGACAAAGAUUGUUGAUUUCUUCUGUAUUCAAAAGUCAUCAGAAUCAAUAGGCAAACUUAGCCAAGGGAGCCAAAAGAAGCGAAAACGAAAUGGUGGCUUGGGGAGGUCAAAGAAGAGGAGAAAGUUAUUGGCUUUCAAUCCAACCAGGGACCCCACCAGGAGAUUGGAACAAAUGGCAUCUCUAGCAACCGCUUUGACUGCGGCUGGAGCAGAGUUCAGUAACGAGCUUACUUAUAUUUCGGGUGUGGCACCGAGGGAAGCAAAUCAUGCUGCAUUGGAGCGAGAAGGAAUGCAGGUAUUACCCAAAGAAGAUGCUGAAACCUUAAAUCUGUGUAAGAGCAUGAUAGAACGAGGUGAAUGGCCACCUCUGAUGGUGGUUUUUGACCCCAUAGAAGGGUUCACUGUAGAAGCUGAUCGGUUCAUUAGAGACUUGACCAUAAUAACGGAGUACGUUGGUGAUGUUGAUUACUUAAAGAAUCGCGAAAAUGACAAUGGAGAUAGCAUGAUGACUCUUCUACAUGCUGCUGAUCCUUCAAAAUCGCUUGUCAUCUGCCCCGAUAAGCGCAGUAACAUAGCUCGCUUUAUCAAUGGCAUCAACAAUCAUUCACCGGAUGGUAGGAAGAAACAGAACGUAAAAUGCGUGAGAUUCGAUGUAAACGGGGAAUGCAGAGUUCUAUUGAUAGCAAGCAGAGAUAUUGCAAAGGGGGAAAGGCUAUACUAUGAUUACAAUGGAUAUGAGAAUGAGUAUCCAACUGAGCACUUUGUCUGACCUCACUGGACAAUCCAAUUUGGGGUGUUCUUCACAUUUUGGUAGCUGACUUCUGUAACCCCUCAGGGUCUUCCUCCAUUGUUUAAAGCUAAUUUAUCAAUUGAAGCAAGGAUAAAAUAUCCCAAUUUUGUUGUAUAUCUAUUCUUGGCCUUAUAUUGUACAAGCACAUUAAUUGAACUAAGGAUAAAAUAUCCCAGUUUUGUUGGAUCUCUA